UUUUUCCAUAAGUCGGACGCCCGGGCGGCUUCGCCAAUCCAAAAGAUACAUAUUUAUCGGACUUGAGAGUCCAUGCUUCUUCGCUGUCAGCUAAACGGCAAAUCGGUAGAAAGAAACCCCCCCCUCCCUUCCUCCUACCUCUCUCUCUCGUCUCCUGAAAUAGGGAUUAUUAUUUUUAUUUGUAGUAGCUGAACUUUUGGCCUUUUUCUUUUUCCUUCCUUCUUCCUAUUAGCCGUUUUCAACUCUUUCUCUCUCUCUCUCUCUUUUUCUGCUCGGUAUUAUCUCGAUUAAAAGAUGAACAAAGAAACUGCCUUUGCCAACCACGUUUUAGCUUCAAUUCGGAAAGAUUUGGAUUUUCUGAAACAGCAUCAAUAUUUGACGCAACAGCAAUACGACGAAAUCAAGCGUAAUUUACCCGUCAAUGCUCCUUUGGCGGGUGGACCAACAGCAGCCAAUGCUGCCCGUGCCGUCGGCGGCGGCGGCGGUAGCCCUGGCUCGGCGCCAUCGCCAAACAAUGAAAAGGUCCUUUCUACCGCCGAAGCAUUGUAUCCGUUUGAUGGUCCUAACCCACAGGACUUGAGCUUUAACCAAGGCGACAUUAUCAGGGUUCAUGAAAAGGUGAACAAUGACUGGUGGCGAGGCUCGUGUAAUGGCAAGACCGGCUUGUUUCCCAGCAACUAUGUGACGGAAAAGCAAGCAGCAGUUCAUACUCCUCCCCCACCACCUCCACCUGCUACCAACACAUCGAUGCCAGGCACUCCAACAAUGCAAGAAAAAGGUGCUCCUCCUCCAUCGUACGGAGGCGCCGGUGGCUAUCCACCCGCACCAUCCUCUUACAACAACACUCCUCCCCCUUCGUAUGGGGCUCCACCCACGGCUUACCCGGCUUACUCCUCAGCGCCACCACCUCCGCAAUCCCAAAGCUAUGCUGCUCCUCCUCCACAAUCCCAAAGUUAUGCUGCUCCUCCACAAGUUGUACAGCAACAAACAUACAGCGCUCCACCGACACAAGAAGCACCCACUUCUUCUUCUUCUUCUUCUGGCCAUGGUAGUGGUAUGGGCGGAAAGCUAGGUGGCAUUGCUACUUCCGUGGGCUCCAACGUUGCAAAUGCUGCGCAGUGGGGUUUCGGUGCAACACUCGGUAGCGAAGCAGCUCACAGUCUUUUCAACUGAUCAUAUUCCACCGUUUACAUCUCGUCGUAAUACAUAUGCAAUAAACUCUAAAUUACUAACUUACUUGUUUCCCUUCUCCCUGUUACACAUAUACAAUGCAAUCCAGGCGACAUAGAAGCUGCGAUCUUGCUAAGCAGCUGUCGGCAUCGAUAUGUACAAACUUUGGCAAAAAUGUUGGAAGGAGGCAUUUUAAAAUUAAUGCGCCUUACUAUCGCGAAAUCUAGUGAUCAUCCUUUUGAG
Messenger RNA from Zychaea mexicana, 1413 nucleotides. RefSeq lists its product as uncharacterized. The coding region runs from base 295 to 1173 and encodes 292 amino acids. Lineage: Eukaryota; Fungi; Mucoromycota; Mucoromycetes; Mucorales; Lichtheimiaceae. The record is from RefSeq and is a predicted model, not a curated record. Gene Ontology annotation, molecular function: protein binding. The transcript is spliced from 4 exons. Gene Ontology annotation, biological process: protein transport to vacuole involved in ubiquitin-dependent protein catabolic process via the multivesicular body sorting pathway. Gene Ontology annotation, cellular component: ESCRT-0 complex.